Tetranychus urticae (two-spotted spider mite) is the source of this 2033-nucleotide messenger RNA. Lineage: Eukaryota; Metazoa; Arthropoda; Arachnida; Trombidiformes; Tetranychidae. The record is from RefSeq and is a predicted model, not a curated record.
GCUGCUGAUUUUCACAUUUAAUGAAAAGUUUCACCCAUUAGCUGAUAAUUCACUCAACUAAAACGUUUUUUGUCUUCUAAUUGUUAUUUCUUCUAUGUUGAGUUUUUGAAGAAUGUAACACUUGUCAUUUUGCAAAAAUUGGAUUCGGAUAUUAUUGUAAAUUUGUCCAGUUUGUGAUUAUCAACUUGGUGACUGUCAAAUUUUAAGGCCAAUAUGGUGAAACUCGCUGAAGAUGUUAUCGAGUCAUUAGAGCUAUUGAAAUAUCCUCAAGUUGAAUCUCUGCUUACCAAAGGAACACCCAAUAAUUUGUCUUUGCUUGAAUUUUCGGCAAUUGUUCACUGGCUUACUGAUGAGCUUAAUGACAUGUUACACCAUGAUUACAUUGUCAAUGAGUUGAGCUCUGAAGCUGAAUUAGAUGCAUUUAAGAUCGAAUUGAAUUCACUUCUUCGUGGACUUCAAUCUCCAUUGACUGGUUGUGAUUUAAAGGUUGACACAAAUCGACUCGCUAUUUUAAAUUGUCUAUGUGGUGAAUUGAUGGCAUCAAGAAUAUUAUUUGUUAACAAACCUGCUGACGGGAGUAUGAAGAUUGAUAUGAAUGAAAGCGAAACUGCAAAAGAUUUGAAAACGUCUAUGAUUAUUCUUGGAAUCGGUAAACCACCAGCUAAUGUCCAAUCAUCACAGUUAUUCAGCAAGAUGAAAGAGAAGAUCAAUGAAAAAUUGAAAAAAUCAACGCUCGCUUCGGAAGAGCCUUUAUUAUUGAAAGACGGUACACAAUUUGUUCCCAAGGAAUGGAAUGUUUUGAACAGGAUCAAUACAGCCUUAUUUGAAGACUAUAAUAUACGUCGUCAAACAUUAAUUACUCGGUGUGAUUGUACUAUCGGAUCAUUUAAAUGGAAGGAAGGAGAAAAAAAAGAUACUUGUCUUAGUGAGAAAAUUGAGACAGCGUAUGGGAAACUGCGAACAAUUCUGGAUCCGAAACCUAAUGUUAGCUUGGCUCAUGCUUUGGCUGCUCGUAAAAGUGGAUGUUUUGAACUCCUAAACUCUGUUGUCAGUAAAUCUCACCAAAUUUGUGAUAUUGAAACACCAAAAACUAAAGGAAUGGCCAAUGUUGGUAAACAGCAGCGGAUUUCACUUCAAAAAUUCUUGAUCGGUCAUGUUCCAGAUAGAGGAGGAAGACCACAAGAGCAACCACCUGUACCUCAAGAAACAUUUCAACAACAGCAAAAUCAGAGACAACAACCUCGCGGUGGAGGAAACCAACGAGGAGGUUAUCAACAACAUAGUCAGCAACGCAAUCAGCCUUUUGGAGAUUCAGCUGGACAACGUCAGCAAAGGAACCAAUCAUACGGUGAUGCUGGAGGUCAAUAUCAACAACGACACCAAUCUUAUGAGGACAAUAGAGGACAACAUAGUCAACGAGAUCAUUCUGAUCAGUCGUAUCACCAACAACAGCCACGCCAAUACUAUAGUGAUAAAAGUUACCACUCUUCAAAUCAACCCAGAGGCCAAUAUCAAGAUGAUUACCAACAAUCUGGUUACCAACAGCCCCACCAUAAUCAAAGCUAUGACAAUCCUCGUGGAGGUCACAGAGGUGGAGGAAGAGGUGGUAGAGGAGGGUAUCAAGAUUACGGUCGUGGAGGGGGAGGAAGAGUUCAAGGAGCAGGGUGGAACCAAGGGUAUCAAAGAUACUGAGAUUCCCGUCCCUUUAUAUACUUUAAAAGUUAUAAAUUAACAAAUAAAGUCUAAAAAAAUGAGAAAAACAGAAAAAUAUUGCAAUAUGUCAACAAACCUUUUUCACAUUGUAAUUCUUUCCCUGUUUACGAUGACACAUACCUGAAAAUAUUUAAAAGCAGAAAGAUGAAAGGAUAAGAUUCAAUUCGGAUCAGUUGAAAAAAUUCACUGAUUAUUUUACUAAAUGAGAUGACUUCAUGAAUCGAUCAACAACCAAAUUGAUAUUCUUCUGAUAAAUUUCAGAGCUUGCAUUUUCUAAGAUUCAUUAAUUCUGGAGUAUUAAAUGUUAUCCGAGCCUUCAA